Messenger RNA from Ceutorhynchus assimilis (cabbage seed weevil), 2766 nucleotides. The record is from the annotation of a GenBank genome assembly. Lineage: Eukaryota; Metazoa; Arthropoda; Insecta; Coleoptera; Curculionidae.
AUGGAUGCAGUGGUUAGAUGGAAUGAUGGGACUGAAAAUAUAGUUUUAUUAAGUCAAAUACAAUGUGUAAAUGAGUCGGAAAUGAUGAAAAUUGGCUCGCAAAUAAAAAUGCGAUGGAAACCUCAGAAGAAAUGGUAUUAUGGAACAAUAUUAGAAAUGGAAAAUACAGUUUCAUCUAGUAAUGAUAGUGAACUCGAUAUUCCUUUGAAAAAGUUGCGUAAAAAAAUGUCACCAAGCGAUAACAACGAGAGCUUUGAUAGCGACGAACCUCUGCAGACUGUCAAGGACAAAAUCUUACAUCAAAGAAAUAGUUGUUUGAAUGUAGUAACUGACUGCGUGGAAGAAAAUAAAGAAAAAAGUACAUCGACUUGUGCCGUUAUGGUUUCUGACAAAAAUCAAGAGCUAAGUAACUCUGAGCCUCUAUACCAAGAUGAUUCGAAUAGAGAUCGCCCCUCCGUACAACACUGUGAAGUUCCUAGGUGUGAAGACGAGGUAUGGGCUGCUUGCCCAAAUUGCUUACGUUUAUUGUGCUGGACGCACUUUAUCGAAGAUGGUACUUGUGACAAAAUGCAUUCGCUUUUGCCAGCUGUCGCGAAACAAAGUAUUGUCGAAACUAGAAUACCAGAACAAUUCGUCGUUGAAGGAAACAGUAGAGAAAACGAUUCCGAUUUAUUUGUAAAAAAGCGUGAAAACAUGAAACGGAAGGCCUCUCAACUUAGAAAUAGGGGAGAAGCUUACAUUUCUUACAAAACUAAAAAAGAGGUACCUGCUAGAAGAGUUGAUAGAUCCAGAUGUGAUAGCAGCACAUGCAGAAAAAUUGGAAAAAAAUGCGACCAAAUAACGGACGAAGAAAGACAACAAAUUCUCAACGAUUUCUACACUACAGGGGAUUUACAGCUUCAGAGAGAAUUUAUUACGCGCCAUGUGAACAGGGAACAGACGAAACAAAAAACUACAAGUAGUGACCAUGAUUCCCGACGUUCAAAAAGUAAUUAUUACUUUUUACCAAAAGGUAAUACACGAGUUCCUGUGUGCAAAACAAUGUUCUUGUACACUCUGAGCAUUAGUGAGAAAUUUCUACGCACUUCCUUAGGCAAAUUAAAAAAUACUGGAAUUGUUGAACCCGAAAAACGCGGAGGGCGUAAUACUCAAUUAAAACAAAAAGAUCGACACAUUAGAGAACUUAUAGUAGAGCAUAUCAAAAGAUUUCCACGAAUGGAAUCGCAUUAUUGCAGAAAAAAAACGACUCGUGAGUAUUUGCACUCGGAUUUGACAGUAAAAAAAAUAUACAGCAUGUUUAUUGAUGAAAAAAUCGAGCAAGUUAGCUAUGCACUGUAUCUUGAUGUUUUCAAAGGACUUCGUUUAUCUUUCCAUAAUCCUAAGAAGGAUCAGUGCGGGUUAUGUUUCACUUAUAGACAAGGUGAUCUUGACAAAAAACUGGAACUGGAGGAAACCUACCAGCAGCAUAUACUCGAGAAAGAAAAAGUUCGUUAUAAGAAACAACAAAAGAAAAGCGAUCCUAAUCCUUUAGAAAUUUGCACUGUAUUCGAUCUGCAGCAAGUCAUUUUUUUGCCAAUCACCAUCGAGAACAGCUGUAGCGGCCAAAAUAAAAAUUCUAUUGUAAUAUCUAUGUUCUUACAUGUGGUAAGUUUAUCAAAACAUAUAAGAAUAAUUUCUAUUUCCUUUUUCGAACCAUAUCACGGUCAAAAUGAAGGUGAUUCUGCACACAGCGCCAUCGAUAACGCUGUUAAAAGAUCAGGUGAUUUAUUUUUACCAUCCCAGUUGGCACCAAUUUUAAAACUCGCUAGAAGGAAUAAUCCGUACAUCGUCCACUUACUAACAUCCGAUGAUUUCAUAAAUUUCAAAAAACUUUCCCAAGAUCUCAAAAUCGUUUCGGCAAGAAAAGACGACGCAGGAAAUUCUGUUGACUGGAAAAAUGUACGUGAAGUAAUGGUAACAAAAGACCGUACUGGAAAUAUUUAUUUCAAAAAUAGCCACUUGCAGGAAGAUUAUAGGUAUAUUAGCUUAAACCGAACAGCUCUUAGCCCUUGUUCUUUACCACCUCGCUUGAAUCAUCCCAAUGGUCCAAAAAUAUCUGCUGAAAAAUAUAAAGAUUUGAUGGACUUAUGUAGAGAUGACUGUAAAAAUAAGAGGAAGUUGAUUCGCUCAGCCUACAUCCGUAGUAUCAACAAUAAAGCAAAGAGUGGUUCUGGUGCUGGAUCAAAAAAGGAGUACUACUUGGCACAGUAUUUAAAGUUUCUAAAUCCUUUCACGAAAAACCUACGUCAAGAGAGCAACAUAACUUCUCAAUGCCAAAAUCAAGAUACGAUUGACCAUGGAACAUUACAAACUGAAUAUUCAGAGGAAUCUCAACAAGAGGCCCACGAAACAGAUGCAGAAGAAGAUCACUCAAGAGAGGGAAUUCCAUCACCCCCGGUUCAUUCAAAUUUCGAUACAAAUGUAUCUAGCCUUAGUUGCUCAGAAACUCCCCACUGCUUAUCAUCAAAAACAAGCCGUAAAAAAACGAUUGACGAUGCAGAUAAAUGCGCUAUUGAUUAUUUUGAUAUUAAAAAAAAAAUAGAAGAUAAACUACAGAAAGAGUCCAAGAAAAGUUCGUGCGAGCUAUUUUUGUUAAGUUUGAUUCCUCAUAUGGAAUCAAUGACCGACCAACAACAAUUAUCGUUCCAAAGGAAGGCACUGCAGUUGCUGCAAGACGUUAAAAGUGACACAGCCUCAGCAGAUAUACUUAUCUCGCCUAUCCACUAG